UCCCUCAUCCCGCUCCGCCGUCCCUCAUCCCGCUCCGCCGGCCCCGCCGCGCGUCCCCCGUCCCUCUCCGCCGACCCCGCCGCGCAGCAUGGCCGGGCUGGGCGGCGGCCUCGCCGCCUUCGGGCGCUGCACGCACGCCGUGGUGCGGGCGCUGCCCGAGUCGCUGUGCCGGCAGGCGCUGCGCAGCGCGGCGGGCCCCGAGGUUGACUUCGCCCGCGCGGAGAGGGAGUAUCAGCUGUACGUGGGUGUGCUGCGGGGCAAGCUGGGGCUGCAGGUGCUGGAGCUGCCGGCCGACGAGAGCCUCCCCGACUGUGUCUUCGUGGAGGAUGUGGCCGUGGUCUGCGAGGAGACGGCGCUGCUGACCCGCCCGGGCGCGCCCAGCCGCCGGAAGGAGGUUGAAGCCAUGAAGAGAGUACUAGAAAGUCUCAACCUUAAUAUAGUUGAGAUGGUGGAUGAAAACGCAACCUUGGAUGGUGGAGACGUCUUAUUUACAGGCAGAGAAUUUUUCGUAGGUCUCUCCAGGCGGACAAAUCAACGUGGUGCAGAAAUUCUGGCUGACACAUUUAAGGAUUAUGCUGUCUCCACAGUCCCUGUUCAUGAUUCUUUGCAUCUGAAGAGCUUUUGCAGCAUGGCUGGACCAAACUUGAUUGCUAUUGGAUCAAGUGAAGCUGCACAGAAAGCCCUCAAGACCAUGCAACAGAUGAGCGACCACCGCUACGACAAGCUGACAGUGCCUGACGACGCCGCGGCAAACUGCAUCUACUUAAACAUCCCCAGCAAAGGGCACGUCCUGCUGCACCGGGCCCCCGAGGAGUACCCCGAGAGUGCCAAGGUAUUUGAAAAGCUGAAGGACCACAUGCUGAUCCCAAUAGCCAACACAGAACUGGCGAAAGUAGAUGGGGCACUCACCUGUUGCUCUGUGCUUAUUAACAAAGCUUCAGAAUUAUGAGUUUACAGAGUCCCUCCCUUGUAACUGGCAAUAAUGUUACACACAAGGUAGACGAAUCUGUAUCCACACUUUUAUUGUUUUUAUUGACAAUCUACUGUACCACUGUGCUACUAACCCUUGUUUACAGAUUUUUUGCAUUGUGAAUUUUUAUUAUGUCCUUGCAGAUGGUAUAUAAAGUGGAUGUAGGGUUUGUUGGGAGCACAUAACUCUGAAGUAAGUUAGUCCCAUGGGCUAGCAGAAGACAAUUAUAAUGGCUAACCCUUAGCUUUAGUGAUUUAACAUAUCUGUGUGAAAAUUUCAUGAAACUCAGCUGAUAUUCUCAAUAUUUCAAGCACCUCUGUUGUCUUUACACUGUUUCCCUCUGUCUUCUUUUCUCUUGCUUCCUUGCUCUACAUGGUUUUUUUCCUUCCUCAGUCUUCUACUUUCAGUGGUGCAAAGUAUUAGGGGGACUGAAGAAAACACAGUGGGCUCAUGAACCUUGUGUGGUAGGGAAGCUUUCCAUGCACUACUGGGACAGGGGGCAGUGGAUUGUGCUCACAGUCCUGGCCACAUCACAGUGCUGCUGUGACAGCCACAGAGUUGUGGCUGGAAUCCAUUUCAGACACCAGGUACCAGCUUUGGAAAAGCUUCCUCUGAUGGGAGUGUUCAAGGGCAGUGACUGCCUGGGAAACAUGAAUGACAGAAGAAGAGAGUAGUGCAGCCACACGAGUUGUCUCCUGCAAUUCAGGUCCCAGUUUCCUGCUAAGACCAUGACUUUCAAUGUGGUGAGAAUGGGAGAGGAAUUUUUAAAAAGGCCAGAUCCUAGGAAGCCUCUGGACCACAAAAAUUAAAUGCAGAGAUCAAAAAGAAAUCUAAAGUAUGGGGGAGUUAAAUGUCUUUGUUUACAUCUUAAAAAUUGUUUCUCUUUUCUGUUUUCUCUUAAUUUGGAGGCCACUUACUAGCCAAAUUCAAAAGAAAAGGGUGAUAGAAGUAGUUGAAGGACAGCUAUUCCUGGAUUAUACCAUGAAUAAGGGAAGCUGUUUUUUCCUGGAAGAUUGUCAUUUUUUCUUUAUCUGCCCUUGGGAUGGUUUUCCUUGGAACAAUAACAAUCUUACAUUUUUUUAGUGGCAUGAAUAUUCACUGUGGUAUUCAGUUAAGGCAAAUAUAAUUUUUGUAGCAAAUUCCUCACCAUGUUUACCCACUGAGUCAUGGCAUUUUUUUUUUGGCCACUGCAAAGUGAAGCACACAGCAUUGUAUUCACAUGCUUCUUGUUAAAUCAUUUGUAAACUAAGGAUGGGAGCAAUUCCCAAACAGAGGCAGUAGUGGGAACUUUCCAGAGACUGACAAAUAGUCUGAACAUGUUAUCAGCUUCCUAGACAUCUCCUCCACCUUUCCUGAACCACUUGUGGCGUGUUGCUGAGGCACAGUAGGAAGUGAGUGAGGGGGCUUGGGCAAUGUGGUCUGCAGGAAAACAAACAGAAUUAACCAAAUGCCCACUGGGAUAUCCUUUGGAAACCUGUGAGCUGUUUUGUGCAGCCAUAAGGGAGAAAACACAAGUACUCGUGCUUGUAGGCUCUCUCUGGCACAACUCACACUGCAUCUCAGUGGUGAUGAGAGGAAAACCUCCUGGCAGCUCCCAGAGUACACCUGCUGCUUCGUGGGUGCUCUGUUUGUUGUGAUGACACCAGGUGGGGAAGAGAGCAGUGAUGAGUGAAUAUAUUGUAUGUGUAAAGAACAUGGCCCAAAGAAGUUCUUCAGCCAGCCAAACAGCAAGUGGGUAUUUUUUUUCUGUUUAUGAUUCUCCUGUCCCAAAGGGUGAUCCUAAAGUUCCCUCUUUGUCUCUUCCAUUCCCUUGCACCAUCAAUUAAACCUGAGCCACGUGAUCAGGCUCUCAGGAUGUAAAUGUUGCAGUGGGGAAUGUUUUUCUGCCUUCCCUUGGUGCUUUUUAAAUAUUUGAUAAAGUAUCACACAUUUCAAAAGAACCUGACAUUAAACAGAGAUUUUGUGCCAAAAGUGGCCCUGCAGUAUUGAGCUGUGAGCUCCUAAAGGCAAGCUGUGCUCUGUUAAAAACCUGUGCAGCCUUGGGAGCUGUCAAAGCUGAAACAGCCCCCCAUCCUGACUUGUCCAUGUGCCUCCUGGGGCUACACUGGGAGAGUUAGGCUGUAGGAUUUCCAUUUUAUUUAUUGUUAAAUAUUUCUCUAGUGUUGGUUUUGCUUUUUUUCUUCCUCCAGUCUCUCUCACCUCUCACCUGUCUCCUUCCUCAGACUCUCAUUUCUAGUUUGCUCAUCAAGGCAUGAUGAGCACUUUUCGUGCUUAAUCCCAAGUGAUUUUACCUUCUUUCCUCAGUUCUUACUUGAGUCUUUUUCUUCACUUCUCUUUCUUCACUGUUCACUCCACAGUGUCCCAAGCCAUGAUGGACUAUCCUAAACUCACUCCCUCCUUGAGUAGGUGCCAGGAGAGAGGGAAAACUGAGGGGUCUGCUUUGAAUCUGAGCAACUUGUUUUGAGCUGGAAGGAUGACAGUCAGCAGGAGCUGUAGAAUCAGAGAAGAACAAGGGUGACUCCUCUUUUAAAGAUGUCUCCAGAAAAGAAAGAACCAUUUCUGGUGACACUGCUGUUACCCUGUGUCCUUGAAAGCCAUAGAAUGUGUGACAAUGAAUUUCUCUGGUUCCCUAGGGGAGGGAGAGGAGGAGUUGGGAUUUCAGAGCUGAGAAACAGCCGUGUAGACAACGAGGUUGGUUUUUCAUCUCUUGCCAUUUAGGUUUCUUUGGUUUCAGGGCUGCAUUUUGGUAUACAGAAAGCAAGAGAGCAGCUGAGGGAUCUGAAUUCCUUCAGUUGUUGUAUUCAAACUGUCUAACUUCAGACACAAAAUUGAGGUGCUCUAAAACCACACCUGCUUUCUCUCUCUUGGCCUCAGUAGGAAUCACAGCCUCUUAACAUAGAUGCUCUAGGUUACAUCUUAGUCUGAUGCCAAAAGUUACCUAAGCUGGUUAGUGGGAUCGCCCUCACCUCACAGCUUCUCCUGUUAAUCUUUAUUCUGGCAUUAGAAAGAAAAAUAUUAUGAACACUUCAGUUUAUGUAUUUGCAGUAUGGUACUAAGAAUUAAAAUCAUGCCAAAUGCUUCUUGUUCUUGUUGUUUGCUCUUUAUUUUUCUGUUGCCCAAACAAAGAAUUCAGUUGUGAGGACAUUUCUGCAGUGACACAUGUGCAUCUAAUGCAUGUCCUGUACAUUUUGUCACCAGAACAUUUCUCAGAUGCCUGAUGUAAAUCAUCAUCCUUGAUUAAUAUAAAUAAUAAAAUAAAAUCCCAAACCAAAAAAGGAAGAUGAGACACUGAACACUGAUAGUUGCCCACAUAAAACUCUUGAUAACAACUGUCAGGCUGUGUGACAGAGCAGACCAGUCAGAAGUUCUUGUGGUAAUAGCUCAGCAGUGGGGCUUGAAUUACUCAUCAAAGGAUUUGUCCUUUCAGCAGGCAGUUCAGCUCAGUUGGAAUGAAAGAGCCCGAAUGUGCAGUAUAGAUAUUUCAUGGAUGUUAUCUUUGCUAAGAGUUUAGGGAGAUCUGUGAUAUGUGGGUUUCUUUCUUCAGCAGAAUGUGAAUACAGUGUCUCUCUCUGUAAUGAAAAUGUGAAUGCAUACUGUACCUUAUGAGAUAAACUUGAAUUCUUCCAUUUAUGUAUUUUUCCAUUUACCAUGCUAAUAUUCAGUUUUAAAUAGAUGCCACUGUGUAAAGCUAUGCUCUUGAUUUUUUUGGUGAUUUCCAUGUGAUAGGAAUAGAGCUCAUAGGCACCACUAUGUCCAGUUUUGAAAACAAAAAGCCAGUAUACAGAAUGCUGUUUGUUCACAGCAAAUUGGAAAAUAUGGAAAAAAAGAGCUUUUGAUUUUGUUCAGCUUCAAAUAUGUUUUAUCAAUGAAGUCCGAGCCAAAUUAAUAGAAAACAUCAACAUCCACAUGGAGCCAUUUGAGGAAAAUAAUUUACUAUUUAAGAUUGUCUAUUUUUGCUUUUAUCAAUAAGGAAGCUGAAAAGAUAAGCCUGCUCAAACAAUGGUAUUUGUUAAGUGAUUGUGAACAAAGUAUCAGUGGACCUCAUGUAUUUUCAGAGAAGUUUUAACUGGACGUGUGAUGUGAAUUGUAUGGAGUUGUAUGUGAAUGUGUUAGUCACUGUUUUACAUUGUAUUGUUCUGCAGUGCACAAAUGUGACUACUGAGCACAGAAGCAUUACAUUCAUUAAACUUAAUCUUGUUGCAGUAUAUAAUUCCCCACUUUUUGUGCCAAAAACAUUAAUACAUUCCAUAAUCAGUUCUAAUAGAGGUUUGCACUUUGGUUUAAUUUUUUUUGUGACUCUUGCAGUUUCAAUACUGUAUAUCUCCAUCACGAAGGAAUAAAGUGUCAGUUGUACCAUA
This is a messenger RNA of Passer montanus (Eurasian tree sparrow), 5328 nucleotides long. It is a transcript of the gene DDAH1, whose product is annotated as dimethylarginine dimethylaminohydrolase 1. The record is from RefSeq and is a predicted model, not a curated record. Gene Ontology annotation, molecular function: dimethylargininase activity; amino acid binding. Lineage: Eukaryota; Metazoa; Chordata; Aves; Passeriformes; Passeridae. Gene Ontology annotation, biological process: positive regulation of nitric oxide biosynthetic process; arginine metabolic process. The transcript is spliced from 6 exons. Bases 89 to 949 code for a protein of 286 amino acids.